CUCGUGACGUAGGUUGUAAACACGGAAGUGGAUUGUGAACGUGCUGUGACUAACACAUUCUAGCUAGCUGCACUUCGUUUGCCGCUUCCGUGAUACAUAUGAGCGGUGCAGUGAGUAAACCUGGCUCGUGAACACAGCAUCUCUUAAUAAUAUUAACUUACCAAUGGUGACGAGGUAGGAGCAUGCGCAGGCUGUUAGCAGUGAAGCUAACAUGUCUACGAGUUAUCCCACACCAGUUUACAGCCAUGCUGCACGAGGAGACUUCCGGGAUGUUUACGAUCCGGCGGAGGACUCUUUCCUCCUGAUUGACGCCCUGGAGAAGGACGCAGAGAGGCUGCACCUGAUGAGCCCGUGUGUGUGUGUGGAGGUGGGCAGCGGCUCGGGAGUGGUGUCAGCUUUUCUGGCGUCAGUAGUCGGACCUUCAGCUCUAUAUCUUUGCACUGAUGUGAAUCCUGCAGCAGCACAGUGCACCGCGAAGACCGCGUCCUGCAACAACAUCUCCCUGCAGCCUGUCCUCACAUCCCUGGUGGACAGUCUUCUUCCCCGCUUAAGUGGGAAGGUGGAUGUCCUCCUCUUCAACCCUCCAUAUGUGGUGACCCCUUCAGAGGAGGUUGGUGGCACAGGUAUAGAGGCUUCCUGGGCCGGGGGGGAACGAGGACGGGAGGUGACCGACAGAUUCCUGCCCGUGGUGGCACAGCUGCUCUCCAGUGAAGGGUUAUUCUACCUCAUCACUAUUGCUGAGAACGACCCAGAGGAGAUCAUCCGUUUGCUGGACAAAUGUGGUUUGAAGGGAGAGGCAUGCUUGUCUACAAGAGCUGGAAAUGAGAGGCUAUCUGUGCUGCGCUUCCAGAAGAGCUAGACCUGUCACGAAUAUAUCGGAAGAUUACAGGAACUGCAACACAGUAUGGCCUGCAAGGACAGAUCUUUAAAAGAUUCAUGGGCUGAGGGGGAAAGACUAAGGUGCCUCAGAUGCAAAAGGGAAAUUAAACAAUUGUUUCACAAA
Molecule: messenger RNA, 1003 nt
Organism: Eleginops maclovinus (Patagonian blennie)
Lineage: Eukaryota; Metazoa; Chordata; Actinopteri; Perciformes; Eleginopidae
Gene: hemk2
Product: N-6 adenine-specific DNA methyltransferase 1
Exons: 6
Coding region: 212-859 (215 amino acids)
Biological process (GO): methylation
Cellular component (GO): eRF1 methyltransferase complex
Molecular function (GO): nucleic acid binding; protein methyltransferase activity; S-adenosylmethionine-dependent methyltransferase activity
Source: RefSeq, a predicted model, not a curated record